This is a messenger RNA of Pelodiscus sinensis (Chinese soft-shelled turtle), 1766 nucleotides long. RefSeq names its product sulfotransferase 1B1-like. NCBI's taxonomy places the organism in Eukaryota, Metazoa, Chordata, Testudines, Trionychidae. Gene Ontology annotation, molecular function: sulfotransferase activity. The record is from RefSeq and is a predicted model, not a curated record.
GCUAGUGCUGGUGGGGGACACGUCCAGGAAGAAACCUGGGCAUUUUUAAUAGGAUUUGACAUUGCAAACUUCCCAGACCGGAAUGUUCAAUGCACUGUUUUUUAAUUUUCCUUUAAGUUCUGGGCAGCAAAGCAGUGUGCACUCAGGAUGGAAAUGACUGCAGGCGUUUCAAAACGGAUUUAUAAUUGUAUUGUGGCUUCGACUCAUGUCUCAUUUUGCUUUAGGGCAGCAGAAAUGGUCAGUGUUACAUACAGCAAGCUGGGCUUUUGUAAAAGCAGAAGGAGCUGGAUAAUGAAUUGUCUGCUGGCUUACAUAGGAGUUUAAGAUCCACAGUGGUAAAUCACUUGCUAGCUUACAGCAUCCAGUGUCAUUGGACUUGCUCUAAAAGCAUGGCUUCACCAGAUUAUAUUCGGCAGGACUGGAGGACAGUCCACGACACUCCAAUGGUCUGCGCAUUUUCAUACAACUGGGAAAGGAUUGACAACUUCCAGAGCAGGCCAGAUGACAUUGUGAUAGUCACAUACCCCAAAUCUGGCACUACAUGGAUGAGUGAGAUUGUGGACAUGAUUCUGAAUGACGGAGAUCCUGAGAAAUGCAAGCGGGAUGCAAUUUUCAACAAAGUGCCCAUGUUGGAAUUUUCUGUUCCUGGAAAGAUGCCACCAGGUACAGAGCAACUAGACAAGCAGCCAUCUCCUCGCUUAGUGAAAACCCACCUGCCAGUCCAUCUCCUUCCAACGUCCUUCUGGGAAAAUGGCUGCAAGAUGAUCUACGUUGCCCGAAAUGCCAAAGAUGUAGCUGUCUCCUAUUACCAUUUUGACCGGAUGAACAAGCUGCAUGCAGACCCUGGCACGUGGGAGCAAUAUAUUGAGAAAUACAUGGCGGGCACAAUUGCGUAUGGGUCCUGGUACGAGCAUGUGAAAUGCUGGUGGGAGAAGAGAAAGGAUCAUCCCAUCUUGUACCUGUUCUAUGAGGACAUGAAAGAGGAUCCAAAGCGUGAAAUCCGCAAGGUGAUGAUGUUCCUGGGGAAGGAUUUGAAGGAGGAGGUUCUCGACAGGAUUGUCUCUCACACUUCAUUUGAAAUGAUGAAAGAGAAUCCCACUACAAAUUAUAAGAUGGUCCCAACUGAUGUAAUGGACCACAGCAUCUCCCCUUUUAUGCGCAAGGGGAUUGCUGGGGACUGGAAGAAUCACUUUACUGUGGCCCAGAAUGAGAGAUUCAAUGAAGAUUAUGAAAGGAAAAUGUCUGGGACCACAUUGCAGUUCCGAACAGAGAUCUGAACAAACUGGCGUCUUCAUGCUGUAGUUCUAGUACACGCGUCACUGUGGUUUCUUUUGCCAGUAGCUUUUGUUUGCUCCUGCUUUAAUCAACUAGAAGGAGCAUAUUGGGAAGUGUCUCUGGUCCACUGAUAGCCAAGCACUUGAACCUAGAAUCUUGGGUCAUCUUGGUCAAGAUGUGGAUUAUCCUCCAGAACAGAGAGAUUGUUCCAAGUGUUUGGGAUUCUAUAUUGGGUCUGAGUAGCCGGGAAGCUCCCAUCCAGACUCCCCAGUAAAAUAAAGUUCUACCAGUCCCAAGGGAUCAGAAACAUUACCUGACAGGUCAAUAAAUAUUUCAGACCUUAACCCAAAUACAUGCUAUAAUACAUUCUUAUUAAUGAAACUAAUAUAUAUUUUAAAAAAGAGAGAGAGUAUGGGUUAAAAGAUCAAUGUGCAUACAGACAUGAGAACAGUUCUUGAGAUUUCGAUACAUAAUAAAGAUGACAAGUCUCA